Molecule: messenger RNA, 1876 nt
Organism: Pygocentrus nattereri (red-bellied piranha)
Lineage: Eukaryota; Metazoa; Chordata; Actinopteri; Characiformes; Serrasalmidae
Product: agouti-related protein-like
Exons: 3
Coding region: 116-445 (109 amino acids)
Biological process (GO): positive regulation of feeding behavior; adult feeding behavior; neuropeptide signaling pathway
Cellular component (GO): extracellular region
Molecular function (GO): neuropeptide hormone activity; type 1 melanocortin receptor binding
Source: RefSeq, a predicted model, not a curated record
CCAAACGUAAGGUAUUCAAUACCUUUUCUCAUCGCUUUGCUCCUCACGUGUAUUCCUUGACCUUCGCAUCUGCUUCGUCUGGCAUCUGAGAGUGCUGCGUGCUUUGGAAGCAGAGAUGAAGCUCGUCAUGUUCUGGAUUUGUCUCAUCCAGGCUGCGCUUCUGAUUGCUUCAGCGCAGGAGCUCCCCUUCCUCCACUCAGAGCUGUGGAACCCGGGAAAGCCACGGACAUUGUUUGCAAGAAGGGGAGUUGUGGAGUAUCAAAAAUUACGAGCAACACAACCUCGUGUGGAUGCAGUACCGGCGACUCCUCGCUGCUCCAGAGUGUCAGAAAGCUGUUUUCCUAACUCGCGCUGCUGUGAUCCCUGUGCAUCUUGCCAUUGCCGAUUCUUCAACUCUAUCUGCUACUGCUGGAGACUCGGCCGCCAUUGCCAGAAAAAGACUUAAACACACAUACACACACAAACAUGUGCAAACACACACACACAAAGCAGUGGACAAAGCAGCUAUAAUUGCUGAUGGUCAAGCAGUGGUAUACAGUCUAUGCAAACUGUUAAGCGCAAUACACUGAACCCUGGCUACGUCACAACCUGCAAGUCUGCCUCACUCUCAGCUGAACAGAGAUGACCUCUUAUAAACCAUUUCCCUCAGUGUGCCUCAGACAAGCUUAUAUUGAUUUUGUACUGCAUGAAGUGCUUAUUCCCCUCAGAUAAGCAUGCAUACAUUCCUUCUAUAAUAAGAUAAUCCUUUAUUAGUCCCACAACAGGGAAAUCCUAAUGUAUUUAUUGUAUGUUUUGUUAAUCCUUUGAUCAUCAAAUUUGUCAAGAGAAGAAAAAUUUACAAAUGAUGAAGUGAUUAUGAAGUCAUUUUUAUCACUAUUCAUUUCUAUUUUUUUAUACUAGUCACAUCUUUUUUUUUUCUUUUCUCAGACAUGUUAUAUAUUCUUAACUAUUUUGUUGACUAACAUUUCCAUCAGUUACUAGGAGCAAAGGCUACAAGUGAAAUUUCUUGGCUUUUUUUUAAUGAGCAGCUCUGUACUUGUUAUGGAGACGUUCUAAAUGGUUGCACUGAUGUGGGGCAGACAGGCUGACAAAGACAUACCAAACAGAGCCAAUCAUUGUUUAAUGCUCCUUCACUUAAGGUUUUUUCUCCUUUGUUUGGUGGUUGUUUUUCAGAAAUGGCAAACUACUGCUGGACACAGUAACAAACCUACAUCUGCUCUAUUGGGUCAUAUUGAUCCCACUAAGCUCAAGUGGACCAUCAUUUUGAACAUCUGCUAGAAAGAUAUAUGAUAGUUUUAUAUGGGACAGACAUAACCUAUGAAUUCUGUUAUAAAUCUUUCUAAGAAGUGCCACUCAAGGUUAAUGUUAGCGCUUCUGCUCUGCUAUUUCUGCAUUUUAGAUAUCAAGUAACCCUUUGCUUGAAAACAUCUAACUGUGUGUUUCAAUAUAUUCUUUUACCAAAUAUAUUAUUAAAGUCACAAACUGAGUCUUUUUUAACGAGACUCAUGCCUCCACAAUUCUAUAGCAGAAUUACUUUUAAUUCUUUGCACCCUUCCAGCUACAGAUUUGUGUCCACGUAUUUUCUGGUUAUAUUACUAUACCAAAUUUCAACACUUUUAAUAUUUAGAUGCAAUAAUUAUAUCAGUAAUGUGUAAAUAUCAGGCAUGAUGUCAUUUCAGAAGUACAAACAUUUUUGAAAGAACAGACAACACACUUCUGAACAUUUUAAUGCAGAAUUAAAAAUAGUUCUUGCAUUUAUAGUUAUGUUGGUUUGUCCAAUUACUUCUGACCCUAUGAAAAUGGAAGGACUAUGUAAAAAAUGGCUUUAAUUACUAAAUAGUUAAUGCAAUAUUUUAAUUAAAACCCUUGAAUUAAA